AUGGAGGAGGAGGACGAGCUGAGGCUGCGCACCCUCCGGCUGCUGACCGAGUUCCUGGAGCACUGUGCCCAGAGGCCCAGCACCGCCCCGGGGCCGCCCCCCACGCCCGAGGCCGCCGUGCUGCGCUCCCUGGCCGCCCGGUCCUGGCUGGGGACCCCGCACUCCUGGUCCCAGCAGCAGAGACACCGCGUGGAGCAGGUGGUGGACCAGGCGGAGUGGCUGGUUCCGGAAGGCGCAGAGCCCACCUGGUUCAGCGUGCUGGCGCUCGUGUCCUUCGCGGGGGCCCUGCUGGAGAAGCCGCCGCCCGGCCACGCGCGGGCCCGGCGGGAGUGGGAGGCCACCGUGGACCGGGACUGCCAGCGCCUGGCGGCCUUCCUGUGCGGCUGGCUCACCGGGAAGCACCGCGCCUGGGUGGAGGCGCAGGGUGGCUGGGACGGCUUCUGCCACAGCUUCCUGCCUGCGCCGCAGGCUGCUUGGGGCAGGCUGCUGGCUCCACUGCUGAUGUCAUGCCUCAUACACAUCCUCUUAAUCUGUUUGUGGAUAAAAUCAUGGUUGCAAGAUGUUUAA
Pipistrellus kuhlii (Kuhl's pipistrelle) is the source of this 567-nucleotide messenger RNA. RefSeq names its product bcl-2-like protein 10. Gene Ontology annotation, biological process: regulation of apoptotic process. The record is from RefSeq and is a predicted model, not a curated record. Lineage: Eukaryota; Metazoa; Chordata; Mammalia; Chiroptera; Vespertilionidae. The transcript has a single exon. The coding region runs from base 1 to 567 and encodes 188 amino acids.